AUGAGCCAGUAUACAGCGGCCGUCCCAAGCGAUGGCCUGGUGAGGCCGGAGAUCAAGUUCUUCUUCGAGGAGUUCUACAAGAUCUCUGAUACUGCGGAUGCGCAUGAGAAAUACGCAGAGACGUUUACGAGCGAUGCGAGGUUGAUCAUGGGGCCGAACGAGGCGAAGGGUAGAGAUGAGAUCAUCAAGAUGCGCCAUGGGAUGUGGGAGAAGGUGGCCCAGCGCUCGCACAAGCCCGAGCAGAUCUAUGCCUUUGGCAGUGGCUCGGAUGAGGUGAUGCUCAACGGGACGGUGGCGUACGUGUUGAAGGACGACAAGAAGACCGAGACCGUGUGGGCUGCGAAGGCACACUUUGUCAAAUUGGAUGGUGUGCUGAAGAUGGACUUCUAUCAGGUCUUUUUGGACACCGGGGCUAUGGCGAGAGCGAAAUGA
Saxophila tyrrhenica is the source of this 432-nucleotide messenger RNA. RefSeq lists its product as uncharacterized. The transcript has 3 exons. The coding region runs from base 1 to 432 and encodes 143 amino acids. NCBI's taxonomy places the organism in Eukaryota, Fungi, Ascomycota, Dothideomycetes, Mycosphaerellales, Extremaceae. The record is from RefSeq and is a predicted model, not a curated record.